UUGUUCGAUCUUCAUUCUCCGACAUUCUCCAAGACAUUCCUCGCAGGUCGCUCCGACUCUACCGAGCCCAUUCCCUUGGAAGGCGUCGAGAAAGACCAGUUCGAUGCUUUCCUCAGCGUCUUGUAUCGCACCUCCUACACCUCCACCCCGAAGCAUAGCGCUACGGCUUGGGCCGCUGUCCUCCAUCUCGCCACCCUCUGGGAUUUCCCAUCCAUUCGCGAGCUCGCGAUCGAGUGCUUCACUCCGUCGGCCUCCGACGUCGACAAGGUCGUUCUCGGUCACCGCUAUGGCCAUGAAGAAUGGCUCCUUCCAGGAUAUACUGGUUUGUGUGGACGGAAGGAACCUCUUACGCGUGAGGAGGGCGCGAAGCUUGGGGUCGAUGAUGUCGUGGCCAUUACUCAAGUCAGAGAGAAAAUU
Stereum hirsutum FP-91666 SS1 is the source of this 417-nucleotide messenger RNA. RefSeq lists its product as uncharacterized. The annotation marks the transcript as partial. NCBI's taxonomy places the organism in Eukaryota, Fungi, Basidiomycota, Agaricomycetes, Russulales, Stereaceae. Gene Ontology annotation, molecular function: protein binding. The record is from RefSeq and is a predicted model, not a curated record. The transcript is spliced from 2 exons.